AUGAAUGAUUUCAAAGAAGUUAUCCGGCAUGAAGGAGUGAAGGAGGGUAAGAAGUUGAGGCUGUUGAAGAACGAUAAAAUACGCUGCAUUGCCGUUUGUCGUGGGUUGGAAAGGAGUAAGAAGCGUAAAGCGGGUUGUCCUUGGAAGAUUACCCUAGCCCAUAGGCCUACUAUUGGUUGCUGGCAGAUUUCAAGGUUGAAGCUAACACACACGUGUAGAGGUUCUUCUUACAACCACGGCUGCGCUAACACCCGGUUCUUAUCCAAGUACUUUAAAGAGGAUAUGCGAAUCUUCCCGGGAAUGACAGUUCUUCAAUUUAUUGAAAAAGUCAAAUGCGAGUUGAAGAUUAACAUAUCCUUUGGAAAGGCACAGCGUGCAAUGGCACAAGCGAGGAAGGUGAUCGAGGGUGAUGUAAUCAGGCAAUACAAGAGGUUGCAUGAUUACAUGGCGGAGAUUAUUAGGUCUAAUUCAGGGAGCACCGUUAAGCUAGCUACGAGGCGGCUGUCAGAUGGGACUGAGAAGUUCUCUGGCAUUUAUGUUUGCUAUGAAGCGUGCAAAACGUUAUUCAAGCAACACUGUAGACGUAUUGUGGGUAUACUAUUGACUGCCAUUGGAUUAGACCCGAACGAUCAGAUAUUUCCCAUUGCAUUUGCCGUUGUAGCCGUCGUGAGUACAGAGACGUGUCUGGUUCCUGGAUUUUUUAGUGAGGGAUUUGGAAAUCAAUGA
This is a messenger RNA of Salvia splendens (bonfire salvia), 726 nucleotides long. RefSeq lists its product as uncharacterized. The record is from RefSeq and is a predicted model, not a curated record. The coding region runs from base 1 to 726 and encodes 241 amino acids. The transcript has 2 exons. NCBI's taxonomy places the organism in Eukaryota, Viridiplantae, Streptophyta, Magnoliopsida, Lamiales, Lamiaceae.